AUGGCCAAAGGACGCAAAUCUAACAUAAAACCUAUCCUCUCCAAACCCCAGGCUUCCUCCUCUCCUCUCGCCUCAGGCGCCGAAUCGGGCAAUGAAGCGGCCAAAUCCGCCAACCCCACUGGCGUCAGCUCGGGCAGCGCUGCCUCUCUGAAUCGUCCCUCGUCGCCAACUCCUCCUGGCGGGCCGCGAACUGCCCUUCGUCGUCGCGCGGCGGCCGAUCAUAAGGAGACGAUGCGGAAUGCGAGGCCGGCCUCGACUCGGGCGGCGGGUGCGGGUGGCUCGUCGGGGACGAUGUUGAAGCUGUAUACGGACGAGAGCCCGGGAUUGAAGGUUGAUCCUGUGGUUGUGUUGGUGCUGAGUUUGGGGUUUAUCUUUUCGGUUGUGGGAUUGCACGUUAUCGCCAAAAUUACCCGCAAGUUCUCCUCUUAG
This is a messenger RNA of Uncinocarpus reesii 1704, 429 nucleotides long. RefSeq lists its product as uncharacterized. The record is from RefSeq and is a predicted model, not a curated record. NCBI's taxonomy places the organism in Eukaryota, Fungi, Ascomycota, Eurotiomycetes, Onygenales, Onygenaceae. Gene Ontology annotation, biological process: intracellular protein transport. Gene Ontology annotation, cellular component: Sec61 translocon complex. Bases 1 to 429 code for a protein of 142 amino acids. The transcript has 2 exons.